This is a messenger RNA of Suillus bovinus, 1614 nucleotides long. RefSeq lists its product as uncharacterized. Gene Ontology annotation, cellular component: membrane. Gene Ontology annotation, molecular function: cobalt ion transmembrane transporter activity; magnesium ion transmembrane transporter activity; magnesium ion binding. Gene Ontology annotation, biological process: transmembrane transport; metal ion transport. NCBI's taxonomy places the organism in Eukaryota, Fungi, Basidiomycota, Agaricomycetes, Boletales, Suillaceae. The transcript is spliced from 11 exons. The record is from RefSeq and is a predicted model, not a curated record. Bases 1 to 1614 code for a protein of 537 amino acids.
AUGGCACUCCAAACACUAGCCGCCGCCUUCAAAGUACGCCAUGACCCGGACAACUUGGAGGACUUUUCUCUCCAAAACUUCAAGGAUAGCAAUACAGCUAUGCCACCUGCCGUGCCUGCACCACCAUAUCGCCAUGCCGCACCAUCGGGGCCAUGGCCAUGGAUGGACUUUGACGUAGAAUCCACAACUUCUCCAACUGUCAUUGAUCAAUCCUGGCGGGGGUACCCUCGAAACCAAUUCGGGAACUGGACUCCAGACCAAGUAGAGCGUAGCAAGAUGAUUGAAAAGUGUUCGGUGAACGCAUCUAGCACCAUUUACUGGAUGGAUGUACUCGACAACGGGAGUUUUGCAAGCCCAAAUAUCGGAGGACAUGGUCAUACAACCGUAGUGGGAGCUCAAAAUGUGGAUCAGUUUUGGGAUAUAUUACAGGAGAAACGUACAGAAGGUAUUCGAGUGCGAUCCAUAUUUGUUGAUGACUUAACCCCGGAGGUCUUGCGCAUGCUGGGCACAAAGUACAACAUCGAACCAUUUUUUUUCACGUCCUCUAUCAAUUGGAUACCCUCACGAUACCAGGAAGCGCCUAUCCAUAAAGAAGGAGAUCACAUUACUAUUACCCUUCCAUUUGUACGAACGCUACGUAGAAAUUCUCGGUCAACACCCACCUCUGCAACAGCACCAUUGCAACCCAUGAACCUUCAUAUCAACACCCAGGCUCCUUUCCCUAUGAAUGAUGGUAACAUGCUCUUUAUCGACCUACUCGCGAUUCAUAUGGUCCGUGGCGUAAACACAAGCACCAUCAUCUCCUACCAUCCCGAGUCUACAUGGUGCCGGACAUCCGCAAGGCGCCUCCACUCGCUCAUGCAGCUCGUCGGGGGCAGUGUGUACUGGCAAAAAAUAUUCGCAAAGUCAAAAGACCCGACUUUCGCCUUCCUCGCAAUUUUGUGGUAUCCACUGUAUGCAUGGGAUGAGUCCUUUGAGCUGCUGUACAAACAUCUUAGUGAACUGGAGUCAAAGGUACUGCAGACGAAUAACAUGGAGCUCACGCGGGAGCUCCAUAUCCUCCAAGCGCAUCUCUUGCAACCCAUAAUCCGGCCAUGCACUCUAGUGACAGUCACCAAAGAACAGCGCAAAGAGUCAAAUGAUCUUAUGACGAGGGAGUCCGAGAAUCUACUUAGCGAAAUAGAUCGUUUAGAAAGGCGACGUGGAAUGUUAGGCAACCGCCUGAAGAAUGUGAUGGACCUUGCUUUUGCGACUGUCAAUCUCGAUGACAGUAGACAGACGCGAAAACUGACAGAAGCGACGGUCAGAGACUCGGCAGCUAUGAAACAGAUCUCGUACCUCACGAUGGUCUUUCUGCCGGCAAGCUUCUUAGCUUCUGUGUUUGGAAUGAACGUCGUAGAGUUCAAUUCAGGAUCUCUACAGACGCUCAGCCGCUACGUCGAGAUUACCAUUUCGCUCACGCUCUUUACAGUUUACCUCGUUGUCACGCUUCAGACACAUAGCUCAUUCCACGACCGCAAUGCUCCAUUCAUGAGGCGCGCAGUGUGGCCAGCUCUUACUUUAUGGAAGGCUAUGCAUAAGACAAGGGAGAAGACGGUGCAAGACAUGGUGUAA